This is a messenger RNA of Aspergillus aculeatinus CBS 121060, 1050 nucleotides long. RefSeq lists its product as uncharacterized. NCBI's taxonomy places the organism in Eukaryota, Fungi, Ascomycota, Eurotiomycetes, Eurotiales, Aspergillaceae. The record is from RefSeq and is a predicted model, not a curated record. Bases 463 to 942 code for a protein of 159 amino acids. The transcript has 3 exons.
GAGAUCCACCGUCCCCCAAACCCCGACACCGUCGCUCACAAACGGGGGGAAUUGAGUUGGGGCGAACGUGAUCGAUCUUGUUUCGAUACAGCAUAUCGUGGUUUACCUUCCGUGGGUUCCACGGUACGAGGGUCGAUUGACACAUCGCGAUGGAGACAUAAGCUGCAUUACUGCAGUGUACAGUACAGCGCACCCAACGGCGCUCUGAAACAAUGUCUCAUCGGGACCCGCUGUGCCCCUAAUUCCGUGGUCUGAUAUUUGAGACCGAUGAUGUCAAAUUUCUUGGGUGAUGGAAUCAUGAUGCUGGAUGCUGUUCAGGGGAGCGUCGGACAUAUAAAGCCAGCUGUCGCUGCUGGAGAUCUGAGAAGCAAAAACAACAACAAUCACAACCGCGCCAUCAAUUGACAAGCUCUUCUCAACUCAGUCCAACCAGAAACAAAUCAGACUUUCAUUCCAGCCAAAAUGAAGUUCUCCAUUGCUACCGUUGCUGCUCUCGCCAGCGCCAUCACCGCCACUGCCGCCUCUCUGCCCGAGCGCUUCACUCUCGUCGCCGACGACAACAGCGCCGUCCUCACUGAUGGCCAGUACCUCUACAUCGGCAACGCCACCUCCGACGACCAAGUCCCCGUCGUCCUGACCUCCAACUCCGCCGGCGCCCUGACUUACCUCGCCGACGGCGCCGUCCCCACCGCCUUCCAGAACCUGUACAUCGUCGAGAACUCCGUCGCCGCCGUGCAGUUCACCGUCCCCCACUCCGGCAACAUGCCCGAGGGUGCCAACAUGACCGGCUUCGCGGUCAACGAGGACGGCCAGCUGACCCACGGCGACAAGGCCUGGUUUGCCGUUGAUGGGUACGGCGAUGUCGAGGAGAAGACCGUGUACUGGUACGGAGCUCACAGCUCUGAGUACAUGGCUGCCUACCUGAAGGUGAAGGCUGCUUAAUUGAGUGAUGGAUUGGGGUGUAGGACUUGAAGAGGGGAAAUCCUAGAAAGAUGUAUAUAUUCGAAAGACUUUGAGCAGCGUGUAUAAAGAUUAGGCGACUGUGGAUAA